CUUAAGAAAUUCCACCUUUAGGUGACAAGCAACCCUGCACUGGAGAUGUGAACCAAAUGUUAAAUGUUCCCAGGUCGUGCCUCGAGUCACUGAAGUCACUAGUGAAAUAUGCGUACUGUCUCUUUAAAAUAUUUUUUGACGAAGGAAAGGUCGACGAGGAAGGCACAGAGAAGAUGGAUACGUUUGCCUCCGUGCUGUUACGAAUUUCUGAUGGUUUGAAAAAAGAUCAUUUGGAAGCCAUGAAGUUCCUGUGUAGUGAUGACAUAGGGAAGAAGAAGCUGGAGAAAGUGGACAACGGGAUACAGCUUUUCCAGUACCUUCGAGAAAUGCAGAAGAUCGGAAUGGGAAACACACAGUAUCUCCGUACCCUUCUGACAAACAUUAAAAGGCCCGAUCUUCUCGAGAUACUGGACGAAUUUGAGAAGCAUGGUUCCGGGCCGCAGGAAGAUCUACCUGACGCUAAGGAGCAAGACAAACUGGAUAUUGCUACACAACUUAUUGCUGAAAAUCUAGGAAAAGACUGGCGGAUGUAUGGGAGAAAACUUGGAAUAAAAGAUGCUAAACUGGAUCACAUAAGGGAGAAACACCCAUACAAUCUACAAGAACAGGUCAUUGAGCUCAUCCAAGAAUGGAGGAAAAUGCAUGGAGCCAAAGCCAGUGCAGAAGACUUAAUUCAAGCUCUUCGGAAGUGUAAUUUAAAUUUAACAGCUGAUCUCAUACGACAGAAGCUUUCCUAAUGGGAGGAAGGGAAUUUUUUUUUUAUUUCUUUGUAUUGUGAUUUCACCUUCAUUUUUGUGCUCUGUGUUAAUGCAUCAUCAGCCAGAUUUUGCAAUGUAUAAUUAUAUUAAUUUCAAAAAUUAGACCCGUAGACUUGGCAAAGGCCUUUUUUUAUAUAUAAAAUUAGUUAUGAUGGCAAUGAUCUUUGAUUCUGGUACUUUCGUUGUCUCACUAUAAUAAUAUGAAAAGUAAUAUAAAUUUGCUGUUUAUUUUGGUCAUUGAUUUUUAUUUUUUGAGUAAUAUUUAGGUCAGUAGCUGCUGGGUAGUCAAUUUUGUUUACUGAUCUGCAGUCCUUAUGUUUUCUGGGAUAAAUCUAUACUGUUUCAUAUAAACUCCCACUCCCCACGAUCUUUUUCCCAAUCACUCACCUAAAAAAUAAUAUAAUAAUAUAAUACUUAUAAUAAUAUCUUGUCAGUUUAAUGUUUUUGUGACUUUUAGUUGGGCCUGGGGUGUGUAUAAGGUGAAGAUACAUCUGAAAUGGAUUUGAAUCCAGUUGCUCUAACUGGGAAAACACGUUGUGUAUGAAGUUGAUGCUUCUGGCCACUCUUUAAGUCCUUCACAGGACGCUUGUCAUACAUCUGCCGCUGGUAAGUGCAACAAGCUAGUUUGUGCUAACCCCCCUCCCCACCCCAACAUACAAACAUAAAAUGCUAAAAAGCAUGGGGGGAUCCAUUGAGCCAGCUGAGUUAUAGGAUAAAAUCAUUGCGUCAUUUUUGCAGUAUUUCACAGAAGUUAUGUGCAAUGGCAUUACACUGGACACCCAGACAACACCAGUGGGCAAUGGAGGGCAGAUCAGUGUGGGUUAUGUGCCAAUGAGAAUGGUGAGCACCCGGCAGGGGGGGGCUGUAGUGUGAUCAUAUGUGAAUCAAGGGAAAUGAAAUAGAUUUACUGGUGAGCAUCCAAGAAGUAACCUCAAUCUUUGCCUUGGAUUUUAUUUUUAAAUAAUUUACAUGAUAAAUUUGAAUGUAUGUUAACUGACUGGUAGGUCAUUUUUCAUCAUAAUAUUCAUUCUGUAGAAAUAGUCCAACAGACAAAUUAUUUUAUAUAAGUCGUCAUUUAAUAUAUAUAUACUAUGAAAGUAAAUUACACUGGAUUGUUAGCUAUGCAUGGUGCAUUUGAGUGAAAUGUUUGCGUUAGAUGCAAGGCAGAAGAGAUGUUUCAGAGAUUGUCAUUUUAAUAUGUGCUUCACUUGUUUUAUAAAUAAAUACAAAAAAAAAUCACAUAGGUCUUUAUUUUAAAA
This is a messenger RNA of Paramormyrops kingsleyae, 2017 nucleotides long. RefSeq names its product Fas (tnfrsf6)-associated via death domain (gene fadd). The record is from RefSeq and is a predicted model, not a curated record. Gene Ontology annotation, cellular component: CD95 death-inducing signaling complex. Gene Ontology annotation, molecular function: death receptor binding; caspase binding. Gene Ontology annotation, biological process: regulation of apoptotic process; positive regulation of innate immune response; extrinsic apoptotic signaling pathway. Lineage: Eukaryota; Metazoa; Chordata; Actinopteri; Osteoglossiformes; Mormyridae.